Molecule: messenger RNA, 1917 nt
Organism: Malassezia japonica
Lineage: Eukaryota; Fungi; Basidiomycota; Malasseziomycetes; Malasseziales; Malasseziaceae
Gene: CAC2
Product: Chromatin assembly factor 1 subunit
Exons: 3
Coding region: 1-1917 (638 amino acids)
Biological process (GO): nucleosome assembly; DNA replication-dependent chromatin assembly
Cellular component (GO): CAF-1 complex; nucleus
Molecular function (GO): protein binding
Source: RefSeq, a predicted model, not a curated record
AUGGUGCGCUGUGUGACGUUUGAGAUCCGAUGGCACGACACGCUGCCCAUCUACUCGUGUGACUUUCAGUCGAUUGCGCCUGUGCGCCUUGCGAAAGUGCUGGACCAUAAUCUCGGCCAAGCCGCUGGACUGCCGCCCGGACACGACUUGGCUGGCGACGGGAGCGAGGCGCAGAACGAGCACCAAGCGCCGAUUCUCGCUGGUGGCCAGAGCUGGCGGCUAGCUACGGCCGGUGGCGAUAAUAAUGUCCGCAUUUGGACGAUCCAUCCGAAUAUCCCCUCGCCCGCGGCCCUUGCCGCGGCCGGCGCGUCGGGCACGCCGGUGCAUCCCCCCCGGGCGGAGUACGCGGCGACGCUCUCGCGGCAUACUGGUGUCGUGAACGUCGUGCGCUUCUCGCCGGCUGGCGACGUGCUUGCGUCGGCGGGCGACGACGGCACCGUCCUGUUCUGGGUGCGCAGCGACCAAAUGCGCCCGUCGUUUGGCGAGAGCCAGUUUGGCGCCGAUGGCGAGGCGCUGUACGAGAAGGAGUCGUGGCGCGUGCGGAUCAUGACGCGUGCCACGUCGCAGGAGCUGUAUGAUAUGGCAUGGAGCCCCGACGGGGAAUCGGUCCUUGUCGGCGGCACCGACUUUGCGGCGCGCAUCAUCAACGCGGCCGACGGGACCGUCACGCGCGAGAUUUCCGAGCACCAGCACUAUGUGCAAGGCGUGGCAUGGGACCCCCUGAACCAGUUCCUCGCGACGCAGAGCAGCGACCGCGCGGUGCACCUCUACAACCUCGUGCGAGGACACAAUGACACGAUCCGCGACGUGCAGAUCGCGAGCCGGCACGCCAAGGUCGAUGUCGCGAGCAGCGACAAGGACGAGCGUGCGUCAGAGAGCGACGCGAAGCCGUCGACACGCGAAAGCACGCCGAUGCCAGCGCCGUCGCCGGCGCCGACCGAUUCGACGCACGCGCAGUCGCUCGGCGCGCCGCCGACGCCGUCGCGCUCGCCGUCGGCCGCCUCGGGGCGGUCCGCAUCGCCCGCGCCCUUGCCGUCGAUCCGUGCGCCGCCGUCGCCCCGCGAGCGUAUGCUGGGCGCGCCGACCGCGCCGGGCGCGUCGGCGCUGAAGCUGUAUGGCGACGACCGCUACAGCAGUUUCUUCCGCCGCCUCGCCUUUUCGCCGGACGGCGCGCUGCUUGCGACGCCCACCGGGCAGUACGCGCCGCCGAGCGCGAGCGAGCAGCGUGCGGGGCAAUCGAGCGCCGUGUACUUGUACGGCCGCGGGAACUUUGCACGCUCGCACGCGCCGAUCGCCGCGCUGCCCGGGCACAAGUCGGUGACGCUUGUCGUGCGCUUUUCGCCGAUCCUGUACCGCCUGCGGCACCGCGCCGAGGCCGCGCCGCCGAUGCCCGACGUGCCGCUCGAGCCCGGGCAUGUGCGCGAAGCGAGCCUUGCGACGGCGGCGGCGACGAGCGCGUUUUCGCUGCCGUACCGCAUGGUCUAUGCCAUUGCAACGCAAGAGAGUGUGUGGGUCUAUGACACACAGCAGGCUGCGCCGCUGUGCUGCUUUAGCAACCUGCACUAUGCGUCCUUUACGGACCUGUCGUGGUCCCCCGACGGCCAGCUGCUGAUGAUGUCGUCCUCCGACGGGUACUGCUCCGUGGCCGUCUUUGACUACAACGAGCUGGGCCGGCCAUACAACUACACGCUGCAGCCAUCGCUGCGCCGCGCCCCGCGUGCCGAGGCGUCGAUACCCCAAGAAGCAGAGCACGCUGGCCACGCCGCGAGCCACGCCGCGAGCGCGCCGGCGCCGCAGGCUGCACAGCCGGCAGCGCAGCCUUCCGCCGAACCCAGCCACGCACCCCCCACCGAGCUCGAGGCCAAGAAGAAAAAGCGCCGCGUCGCGCUUACCUUUGAAGGCCCCCUCCAGUCGUAG